Molecule: messenger RNA, 1535 nt
Organism: Meloidogyne enterolobii
Lineage: Eukaryota; Metazoa; Nematoda; Chromadorea; Rhabditida; Meloidogynidae
Source: the annotation of a GenBank genome assembly
UCAAUUCCAAGUCAAGUCUAGUUCGAUUUACUGAUUUACUAUUAGGAAUUGAACUCAGUUCUCAUAAAAAUGGCAAGUCUGGCAUUUUAAACAGCAGUGAAAGGCUUGAAACUCUCUUAAUUUUAAACCCCAUUUAUUUCCAGCUUUAUUUAAUUAAAAUGAUAUCCAUUAUUGUCUAUAACAACCGUCACCAUUUUACUUCAUUUUACUGCCUAUUUAAUUAUUUACUUCAAAUUAUUCCAUUUCUAUUGAUUAUCAAUUUAAUUCCAAAUGGUUCUUUGGCAGCCUUAACAUGCUUUGAUUGUGUAGGCAGGGAUUGUAUGGGAUCUAAAUGUAAAGGCGACUAUUGUAUGAUUUCUCGUUAUGAGCCUCGAUGGGGAACGUCAGUAUGGGGCGAACCAGUGAUAGUAAAAGGCUGUUUAGGCGGUAAAAUGAUAAGAAGUGAUCUUCGUUCGCACUGUGAAGUUGUUGGCGAUGGAGAAGGGGAAGAGGAGCUUUCUGCAGACAAACCAUUCGCAUGUUUCUGCAAAAAUCGAGAUUAUUGCAAUAAAAAUAGUGUUGCUGAAAAGCUCGAAACAGAAAAAGUGCCAUUAUACACAUGUGUUUGUAAGGGCGAUCAUUGUAGAGACAAAACAAAGUGUGUCGGUGAAUUAUGCACUUAUGUAGUCAAUCACAAGACAGGUGUAACCGAGCAGGGUUGCGUGAAUGCAUCUGUGCCGUUAAUUGAACGAAGAAGUGCUGGGGCAUGCACUAUUCCACCAAUAACGGGAGCUAUGCAUCGCUCAGUAUCUAAACUACCUGAUGAACUGUUGUACACUGAAUCUUGUGUGUGUGAGGGCAAGAACUGCAAUGCUAAGAAGCCAAAAAUUCGAGUGCCAGAACGUUCCAGAUGCGAAGCAAUGGUACACGUUGAUGUAAUGGGGCAUAAUAUGACUAGCAAAAGUAAUGCCAAAUGCACAGGGGAAUUUUGUUUUAAAGUGGAAAUUCGGUCAGAAAUUGGGAAUAUGAAAGAAUAUAGAUCGAUGGGCUGUGCUUCAUUUGUUGAUAAAUCUGUACUUCCAGAAGAGUUAUCACCUACUGGAUGUGCUAGCUUUUCUUCAGAAAAGCUAUUUGUUGAAGCUUGUUUUAGGGUAAAAAAAUUUUUUUCAGUAAGACCUCAUUAUAGGAGACCUAAUUAUAAGACCCCUUGGGGCAGAAAAAAACUGCCUUAUAAUGAGGUCUAUUAAAUAGAGGGUAUCCUCUAAUAGCUCCCACAAUCUAGUGGACUACCAAUCUUUUCCGGUCUCGAACAGAAAAAGACCAGAUGUCCGAAUAGGAAAAAUGCGAGAAAUCUGACUUCUUGGCCUUUCAAAAUUAUCAAAGAAUUUUAGCCCUUGGCUCUAUAAAGCAAGAAAUAUGGCUUAGUAUCUAAUAAACUGGCGUUGCCUCUCAUAAAUUAUUUCUUAGUCCCUCCCCGUCACCGAAAUAUUUCCACUACUACAUGGAUACAAAGUUCGGUUCCUGUUCGGGAUGUCCACAGAUUCCACAAGAACUUC